GCAUGGGGGGAAAGGGGGAAAGUUAGCGGAGCGAGUAUGCAUUAUAAAAACUAAAAAGAAAAGAAAAACGUUUGGGAGAGGAGGCGCCGUGCGGCUGCUAUUCCUGUUGCCAUGACAACGUAAACAAUCGUGUGCGCCGCCAUUUUGCUUCUACGUCGCCCAUUGGUUAGGGCCACUCCAAGGUUAGGGCCGUAACUGAAGGGGACCUUGGCGCUAGCGUCGAAAGAGCGUCUGCUCGAAAACAGCCAUUGGCAGCCAUGCGGAGAUUCACCCCCCUGAUUCGGUACCCGCUGCCGGCGAUCAGCUAUAAAAGGGCCCUGUGGAUUGUGCAUCGUUGGGAUUGGCGGCGUUUGUGAAAAGCGCUAGGCAUCGUUCUUCUGCCUUUUAUAGCAGCCCAACGCCAUCACGCUGAGCUAUCGGAGCAGCUCCUCAAGCUUCAGGCUGACGAAACGGCUUUUCGAAGGGAACCUCUCGCAAACUUUAAGAGGAGCAGAUAACUAACAAGGAAACGAUGGACGUGGUGGUUUGCGUGAACAACGUAUAAUUACAUCAGCCCGGCGUUCAGGCAAUACUGUCUUCUUUCUACGCUUACUGUAUAUGAAAACAAGGUGAAGACGAUUUGCGAGGAAGAACAUACACAGUGGCCGCACGCGGUCUUGUUUGGCGCUCGGAAUUCACGGCCGAUACCCCAUAGUGCGUUCUACCAGGACACUGAGAAACAACAAUACGCUCUGAAGUAUGACCCAGUGUUUGGACGCAAAAGCAGAAAGAAGUCUGUCACCGCAGUGCCAAAGACGUAUUCCCGAAAGAGAAACGCCAACGAUGGAGCCACUCUCCGAAGAAAGAGCCCAGAGCUACCUCCGGCACCUGGCCGUUUCCAAGCCCUCCGAGCCCACCUUGGACUUACUCGAUCGACUGAUCACGGCGCACCUAGAGCGCGCCACCUUCGAGAAUCUGGACGUGCUGCUAGAGCGACGCGUCAGCCUCGACGCUGAGGCCGUACUCCGCAAGGUGAUGGAGAGCGGCCGCGGAGGCUACUGCUACGAGCUCAACUCUCUCUUCGCCCGCCUGCUGCUGGCGCUUGGCUACAGCGUGCGCCUGCGAGCGGCCCGCUUGCGUCUCACGACUCCCGACGACUCGGACAAGCGCACGCCCCUCUCCCACAUGGUGCUGCUGGUCGAACUGACCGACGGCCGGUGCUACAUCGUGGACGUCGGCAUGGCGCACUGCGGUCUGCACCGGGCGCUGCCCCUGGAAGGCGACGCGACUCCAUUCCGCCUGCGCAACUUGGACGCGACGGAGGCUCUUGAGAUCGCGGGGCCCACGUGCGACGGUGGCUGGAAGGCCAUUUACGUCGUCGAGCCGUACGACUUCGACUGGCUCGACUUCGGCAUGCUCAACUGGUACUCGUCGACCCACCCGGACAGCUCGAUGCGGCGCCUCCUCUUGGUGGGACGCCGAUCACCCCGGGACGACGGCUGUUGGCUCCGGCUUAUCAACGACAGGUUUGUGCGCUGGUCGCCGAUACGGGGCGUCGUCGAGAAGCGGGUGAUGCAGGACGAGAACGACAUCCUGGAGAUUCUGCGAGACGAUUUCGGGCUGAACCUGAACGCUGCGGACGACGUAGUACCGCUGCGUGUUCGCUUGCGAGGCCUGCUGGAGAAUUCGAGGCUGGGCCAGAACCUCUUUCUGAAGGAACCGAUUUCGCCGGAGGGAUAACUGCAGCGUUCUUGUCGCGGUGACGAAAAUGAUUUUCGCUGUACAACAGAAAAAGAGAUAGCGGAAACAAUUUUUGUGCGAUAAAUAUGUAUACAUACCAUAGGCUUGUUGCGUGCACGAUAAAUAUAGUAUAGUAUGGUAUAGCGAGCCCAGAUAAAUAAGUUUAUUGACUGCAAAAGGCAGAGAGGUCGGCCGGAAAGUGGAGUAUCUGGUCUGCUACUCUGUGAGAGGGAAGGGAAGAAGAGAAGAAAGGGGUCACAAUGGGGGAUGAUUAUGAUGGGAGCAACGAGAUGAAAGAACAGAUCGCAUAAGUGUUACCAUCAAAAGCUCGAAUCCAGGGCAGUGGCGCCUAAGCGUGAAAAAUAACGCAUUGCCUCUAUCGUGUGCCCCACUCUCAUCAAGCAUGCGCCUAUGAGGAGGUCCACCGAUAGUGGUCUGCUGUCCAAAGGUAUCAAGGUAGCUGCCAGUUUUAGUCUAUCGCGCGCAUACACAGGGCACACUGCGAGUACAUGGUCUGUUGUCUCAACAACGCCACACGCUGAACAGUCCGGGGAGUCCGACAGUCCAAUGAUCUGCAAGUACCGGCGCGUGAAAGUGUCGCCUAAAGGUAGUCUGUGUAUAUGGUAUGCAUUAGGGCGUGGAAUUCCCCGCGGAACAGCAAAAUGAAUACUGGGAUCAAGCCUUUUAAGGCGGACGUGGCGAGCGUCUAGGUGGUCCCAGUAUCUUCUUGUCGCACUCCUCAUUGAUUCCGACAGGAGGCACGUGAUGUCCAGUCUAGAGGAUGGCACAACAGUUCGCAGGCCAUUGCUGAGGGCGCGCCUUGCUGAGUAUCGGCCGUCUCAUUACCAUUGAGCCCACAGUGUCCCGGGAUGCAUUGGAACACUCAUUGGGUGCCCUUUUUCUUGAGCGCAUG
Dermacentor albipictus is the source of this 2632-nucleotide messenger RNA. RefSeq names its product arylamine N-acetyltransferase / N-hydroxyarylamine O-acetyltransferase-like. NCBI's taxonomy places the organism in Eukaryota, Metazoa, Arthropoda, Arachnida, Ixodida, Ixodidae. Gene Ontology annotation, molecular function: acetyltransferase activity. The record is from RefSeq and is a predicted model, not a curated record.